AUGAGACGCUCUACGCGACUUGCUGCUGCUCGAUGCGCGCCGACGCCCGCUGUUUUUCAUGAAGCGAGAGCCAGUACGCCAUCCAAACACGAGGGAAAGCAAGCGGUUUGUUCGCCACCGCGCAAACGCCGGGAGGUGGAGGCAGGUGAAGGAGGGAGCUUGGCAUCUCCUUCCGAGCGGGAGAGUAUCUCUCUUCUUCAGCAAUUGCCUCUCGACGUACUGUUCGAGGCCUUCAGGAACACACUCAUGAGCCGCUCGACAAGGGGACUAUGGAAGAAGAGCUACGCCGCCACUGCGCACGAGCUGCCGCCCAUCCCGGAGGACGUCACCAUACCACACUUUGUCAGUUUCAUUGUGGACAAUGUAUGCGAUUUCUGCCACGCGUCUGACCUGAAGGACCGCGAGAUCAGGCGCACGUGGGCUGUGCGAGUCCGGUGCUGCGAGACGUGUAUUCAUGACGGAAACCACGUCCUACACGGAGAGGACGCGCUGCGCGAGUUGAAGAUCAUCCGAGACAUCCAUCGUUACUUCGGCCGCAACUACCGCCUCGACCAAUUGUUCCCGACAUUCUCGCCAGUCCGCCAUCACGACUUUGAUAAAUGGUACCCUCGGGCGCCCAUUGAGAGCCUGGCUGCGGACUUCGAACGAGACAAUAAGCGUAACCCCGUGGUGAUUAGGAAGAGAUGGCUGGAGCAAAGGGCAUCCGAGCACGUGAGGAUUCAGAAGUACGCCAGUAUAUGCGAAGAGUGGGAGGAGCAGACGCUUUGCCGAAAGAUCGAGCGGGAUAGAAAGGUUCAGAGGGAACGGCUGGACGAGAUAUUGAGGCGGCUUUCAGCGCUUGGAUGGGCCGACGAGGUACAGCACUCUGGGAGCUGGCACUCCCUAUCGAUGCAUCCCUUUGCCGCGAAAGCGGAACCACUCACCGAGGAAGACUGGCGCCAGAAUAGAGAGCAGCUGAUACAGUUCACGCAAGGACUGAGAGAUAGGCGACUAGCGGUGGAGAGGGGCAAGACGAUUGAAAGGCGAUACCGCGAACUCGACGCGGUGUACAAGGUGUAUUUGGCCAGCAAGACGCGCCGAGAGAAGUGGGAGCUCCCCGGCAUUGGCGAUCUGGUCUCCUGGCAGGAAGUUAGGGACUUCAUCGAGGGAGCGCUGGUCGAGGAAGAGAUCACUUCAGGAGCUAUGCGCGCACUAAUUGACCGGCUUGCGGAAUCGAAGUUCGAAGAGUGGAGAACGUCGUGCGAGGAAGCGCUGAUCCAGAUGCUCAACGCGGAGGACACCGCGCGAAAGCGCUCGGCGACCAAGGACGACCUCAGGCUUGCGGCGACCGUAUUCUGCGAGAAGCAUAAUUGCGGCGUCGCCUGCUACCCCGAGGCACUGCAUCGUCUUCGACCAGGGUAUUUUGGGUCAGCUUCGGUGGAGCAAGAUCCCCAUGUCAUCGUGCAUCAAUACGCGUGGUCGGCGGCCGAUGUCUGCGUCAAGAAGCGCACGCUGCGUGCGGCGGAGCGGGUGGUAAGGCGGGCGGGUCUGAAUCCGCGGACUGCGACGCCAAGGGACAUGGAUGCGCGCGACCCAUGGUUCAUGUGGAGGUCCGACGUGCCCAAAGCGGGAGAAGUGCCAGACUACAAGAAGGAGGUGUGGGUGUUGCCGUGGAGGCGCACGCUGUCCGAAACCGCGGAUGGGAAGGAUUUCGUGUUGCUAUCCGAGAGUCAGAUGGUGCCGAUUCUCGAAUUGAGGGCGAGGACUUACUGGGAUGGCGGGUACAUGAAGUGGUCGCAACUGAAUGCAAAGGGGAACUUGCGAAAGAAACGAGCAUAA
Schizophyllum commune H4-8 is the source of this 1818-nucleotide messenger RNA. RefSeq lists its product as uncharacterized. Lineage: Eukaryota; Fungi; Basidiomycota; Agaricomycetes; Agaricales; Schizophyllaceae. The coding region runs from base 1 to 1818 and encodes 605 amino acids. The record is from RefSeq and is a predicted model, not a curated record. The transcript has 9 exons.